CCCAACAUCCUGAUCCUGGAUGAGCCCACCAGUGGCUUAGACUCGGUGACCACGUGGCAGCUCAUUAACACCCUUAUUGAGCUGACCCAACAGCCCGAGCCCAUAGCCAUUGUGGUGACCAUUCAUCAGCCGAGCGCCAAACUCUUCGGUCUGUUUAACACAAUAUAUUUGCUGUCCUGUGAGGGACAGUGUAUUUACAACGGACCGCCCCAUAAGAUGUUGACCCUGUUCAGUGAACAUGGACUGGAGUGUCCCAGGUUCACAAAUCCAUCGGACUUUGCCCUGGAAGUGGCUGCUAAUGAGCACGGGAUGGCCAAACUCAUGAUGCUGUCCACUCUUAACAAAAUAGACGCACUCGAUAUGGAUGAACACGACUUCCGGAUUAGGAUUAAGACUCAGUUCAGGACGUGGAGAACCGUAUGGUUAUUGACACUCAGGUCAAUGCAAACCACACUUAGGGACCCGUAUAUGUUGCCACUGAAAGUGUCCGCAUAUAUCGUAUCAGCCGUUAUGAUUGGACUCAUGUUUGGGUCGGACAGCGGUAUACUGUCCUCCUGUUCCUCGGACUUCAAUAUAGGCGACGGCAAGGAUUUGAUGAAAAAAUAUCAGGAAAUCGCAGCCGAUAUUAUGGAGAACUGCUCCGGGAUUCUGUUUGCCGUCAUGUUUGGGUGGUUUAUGUCUAUAUUUCCCAUUUUACUCAUAUUUCCGAGUGAGAUGAAUGUCUUUCUAAAGGAAUAUGGGAACGGUACCUAUUCGUGUUUCGCGUAUUUCAUGUCCAAAGUGUUGAGUGAUAUACCCUUUCAACUAAUACUUCCCAAUUUGGGUGGCCUACCCGUGUACUACCUGACCGGCCAGUAUAUGGGCGAGUGGUGGCGUAUAUACGGCUUUCAAUUAAUAUUCAUAUUAGUCUCAAUCAAUGCCAGCGCCCAGGGAUUUCUGAUCAGUGCUAUUAUACCGGAAAGUCCGUUGGCCUGUGCUUUCAUAGGACUUAUAUCAUUAAUACCAAUGUGCUUACUGUCCGGUUUAAUGGUAGAGCUGGAUAAAAUGCCAUUUUAUUUCCGAUACUUUGCGUAUAUAAACUAUGUCAAAUACGGUAUGGAUACAACCCUGAUCAAUAUCUAUGGGUUCGAUAGGUGUUCAGCGGAAGGGGUAGAAAGGAACGACACGUUCAAUAUCAUGGAUGCCAUUCCUCCUGAGAAAAUGAUGCAAAUAUACUCAUCCGAUAAAAUAGAUGUCGAAAAAAUUAUGUCUACUGUCGGGGGACUUAUGACAGGGAUUUUAGAUGAAGAUAAUCACUCAUUUAUCCUGUCUUAUUUUAAGCUGGACGUUAACAUCGAUAUCAAUAAUGAUACCAAUUCACAAGCAAAGCCUACUAAUGGCAACCUGGAUCCGUUUCGGGUGAUGUGGCGUAACCUGACCUACACUGCCAACGAUAAUACGAACCGCAAGAAAGUGAUACUCAAUGGAGUGAACGGCUAUUUCAUUAGCAGUCAGAUCACAGGGAUUAUGGGGCCGAGCGGUUGCGGUAAGUCUACGCUAUUGGGAUGUAUAGCCGGUAUUAAGACCAAAGGGUUGUCCGGGUCCAUAACCAUUUCGACAAACAUCAAGGUAAAGUUUGCGUUUAUAGUGCAGGAGAACUACAUCCUAAGUAGGCUUUCCGUUCGCGAGUCGCUUAUGUAUGCCUCGAAACUCAAAAACGACCCGUUCGUCGACCACUCGGGUAUUGUGAACGACGUGAUCGACAAACUCAUGAUCCAGACGUGCGCCGACAACCGGCCCUCCCGGUGCUCAGGCGGCCAACUCAAGCGAGUGCUCAUUGGACUGGAGCUGGUGUCCCGGCCCAACAUCCUCAUCCUGGACGAGCCCACCACUGGCUUAGACUCAGUGACCACGUGGCAGCUCAUCAAUACACUCAUAGCGCUGACCCAACAGCCGGAACCGGUAGCCGUUGUGUUGACUAUACAUCAGCCGAGUGCCAGACUUUUCAAUCUGUUUCACGCGAUAUACUUGUUGUCGGCGGACGGGCAGUGCAUAUACAACGGCUCCCCA
Oppiella nova is the source of this 2049-nucleotide messenger RNA. The record is from the annotation of a GenBank genome assembly. Lineage: Eukaryota; Metazoa; Arthropoda; Arachnida; Sarcoptiformes; Oppiidae.